Molecule: messenger RNA, 6861 nt
Organism: Capsaspora owczarzaki ATCC 30864
Lineage: Eukaryota; Filasterea; Ministeriida; Capsasporidae
Exons: 1
Coding region: 1-6861 (2286 amino acids)
Molecular function (GO): protein binding
Source: RefSeq, a predicted model, not a curated record
AUGAACAAGACUCCGCGGGCUACUCUUCUGCUGCUGCUUGUGCUCGCACUGAUCAGCGCGUCCGCACAUGGUGUGUCUAUUGUCACCGGACCCUCGGACAAGGUGGUGUGCGCCGAGCAGAACGUGCAUCUCAACCUGCUUGUCGGCGAGACUGGCGGCGAGACCAACUGCUGCACUGCGACUGUCGAGCGUGCCAUCAAGAACGACGACGAGUGGGUUGCCAUCCCGACCGUGAGCGCAACCACCACUGCUGUGGACGCCUCCUCCUCGAACGUUGCCAUCGAGCUUGCCCCGAGCCAAGUCAACGACGAGUUCACCUACCGCAUCACCAUCGAAACGCUCGACGGCGCCACUGUCACAUCCCAAGAGUUCUUCCUGGCCUUCUCUCUCCCGGCAGUGUUGCAAGCCCCCGAGACCAACGUUGCCGCCCAGAGCGCCAUUUCCGUCACGGCCCAGCUGACUCCUUUGCGUCAGGAGCCCGAACUCAGUGUCAUUCGCUUUACCAACUCUGGUCCAGGCUUUCUGCAAUUCCGCCAGUCCUCCAGCAGUGUCAGCGAUUUCGAGUACGAGGUGGUGGACAAUGUGAACGCAGACACCAUGUUUGAGAUUUUGCCCACGCUGACGCUCGACACGAGCACCAUUCUGCUGGUGGACCAAGCGGAUGCCGACCACUUUUUGGCAUGGCUCGACGCCUUCUUUGCCCAGUCGCUCCAGUACCUGAGCGACCCCAUCGGCGCCAGCUCUGUCGCCAUUGCCCUUCGUGACUUUAACGGCCUGUCGUUUACGUCCACCAGCACCUGGCUUGGCAUUUACACUGCCGCCCAGGCGCAAAUCCACGACGCCGGCGCCAUCGCGGACUUUGAAGCCGAGUUUGGCGGCCGCACCUUCACGUUGCUGUUUUCCGCGCCAACCAAAGUCGACGUGGUUGUGCGCAACUCGCAGGGCUCCUACCUUGGAUGGAUGACGUCUCCCCAAAGCCUGACGGCUCUCACGCAGAUUGAUGCCACCCAGUGCGCGCACAAGUGGUUCCUCGACAACUCGCGCCUGAAGGCCUCCUGCUCAUCAACUCGCGCUCUGUCGCACCUGCUGACCGCUCCGCUCCUGGGCACCGCUAUUCUGCCCACUUCCCAAAUCGCCAUCAUCUCGCAGUACACGACCAGCUCGCGCACCACCAGCGCCAUCACCGACAGCACGUACUCGAUCGGCUCGGGGGCUACCAGCUCGGCCGUCGGCGUGUGGUCGAGCCGUCGCUGCCAGCAGGUUGGCACAUCGCACCUGCAGUCGCUGCUCGAGUGCGCUGCCCAAGACGACAACCCGACCUACCGUCAGGUCCACAUCGAGCUCGGCGCCUUUGGCUUUGGCAUCAAGUACGUCACCGUCGACCUCACCCACUACCCGCUGCCGUACCCCGUCGAUGGCCCUUCUGCCGCCAUCCUCCCGCGCCAGUCCGGUCACUCGACCUCGACCAAGUCCCGCCUCGAGCUGUGGGUUGCCCUCGCGCCCUCUGGCACGUGGAUUGAUGUGACCGACUCUGUUACCGAAGAUUUCACCCGCGACUGCGUGAGUCGCGGCCAGCGCCAGCGCCCGUGCCGUGUCACGUUCGACGUGCUCGAGUACCUCCGCGCGAGCGACACCAUUCUCGGCAACCAGGCCAUCUCCGACCUGCGCCUCGUGUUUGACGGCAUUGAGCCCUCGUCGCUCGAUCUCGACGCCGCCUACCGCUACUUUGGCAUCUCCGAGGUGCAGGCGAUCGGCACCUGCAUCUGCAACGGCCAUUCGUCCACUUGCAACUACGCCACCGGCCAGUGCACGGGCUGCGAGCACCACACGCAAGACGACACCUGCGGUUCGUGCGACAACACGCACUGGGAAAACCGCCGCAACUCGCUGCCUGCCGAGGUGGUCAACUGCGAUCUCGCUGCUCCCGCCGUCGACAACGUGCUGGUCUGUGACGGUCCGGCCCUGGCCGACAUUGACGUGUCCGAACUCGAGUCGCUGUUCUUUGAAUCAGGCGGCCGCAGCGGUGUGAUUGUUCCCGGCGUUUCUGCGCGCGACCUGCCCUCUGCCAUCUUCUCCAAGUUCUUUGCCACUGGCGGCGCGUGCGUUCUCUGCAACUGCCACAACCACUCGCUUGCUGACGCCGGCCAGAAUGUCCGCGGCUGCGACGCGUCCACCGGCGUCUGCAACUGCGACCCGACCACCGAGACAACGGGCGACCACUGCGAGUCGUGCCAGGCCACUUGGUGCCGCUCCACCAGCCCAUGCAACAACACCCCCUUGUCGAGCAGCGAUCUGUACGCGUGCCGCCUGCAGUCGUGCAGCAACGAGCGCUGCGACUGCAACGGACACUCCACUUUGCCCCAGGUCGGCGGCUUUGAUCAGUGCGACGGCAACGGCUGCGGCUGCUCGUGCAACCCUGCCGACGGCGUCACUGGCCCCCACUGCGAGAGCUGUCUGCCUGGCCACUUUUCGAGCACUGGCGACGGUGUCGAUGGCGAGACAUGCGAGCCCUGCUUCUGCAAUGGCCACAAGGGCUCGCCCGAGACGUGCGACGUUUCUGGCGGCAACUGCGACCAGGCGGGCGACCCCUGCCAGGACAACACGACCGGCUUCAACUGCGAGCUCUGCCUCGACGGCUUCUACCGCCCGUUCCGCCCCGACGGCUCCAUCGACCCCACUGACGACUGCAUUCCCUGCGCUUGCAACGGCCACGGCGUCGGCCCCGCUCUGUGCAACCCCAAUGGCGGCGUGUGCGACUGCGACCCGGCCUCCAACUCUGAGGGCGAUCAGUGCCAGUCUUGCAUUGUUGGCUUCUGGAGUGCCACCGGCAACGCCGAGUCGGGCACCUCGUGCUCGGCGUGCGAGUGCAACGGCCACAAGGACUAUGUCUCGAACGAGUGCAACGCGCUUGGUGGCGACUGCAUGACUGACUUUUCUGGCGCUCCCCAGCCCUGCGACGGCAACACGAACGACUUCCACUGCCAAGGCUGCGUGGCCACCUUCUUCCGUCCUUGCACCGUUGGCGUGCCGACCGCUUGCUCUGCUGUCGACUACACGGACGACUGCUCGCCGUGCGACUGCAACGGCCAUUCCGUGUCGCCCAUCGGUGGGUUGGACACUUGCAACGCCGAAGGCGGUCUGUGCACCUGCACCAGCUCGAGUAACUCUGAGGGCGACAGCUGCGAAAACUGCAAACCCAACACUUGGAACGACUUUGGCAACUCUGAGGACGGCCGCGACUGCGCCCCGUGCGCCUGCUACGGCCACUCGGCCACCUGCAGCAACUUUGGCGUGUGCUCUGGCUGCCAAGGCAACACCGAGGGCAACAAUUGCGAGCAAUGCGUUGCUAGCAACAGCCGCGUCAAUCCUGCCGCAUUUGUUGGCUGGGACUUGCCGACGCCCGACCCGGCAGUGAUUACCACCAUGCGCGAGCAAGACUGCACCCCUUGCAACUGCAACGGACAUUCGCUCAACAAUCCCACCAUUGCGCCGGGUAUCUGCACGCCCGAGCUCGGCAUCUGCCUGAACUGCGGCGGCAACACGGCCAACGGCGCUGCCAACGAGUGCGACACUUGCGUUCCCGGCUUCUUCCGCCAGCUCACCAGCGCCGGGUUUGAUCCUGCCAGCGACACCUGCAACGCCUGCUCCUUGGUCGACGGCGACUGCACUUCGGACGCGCUCACCGACGCCUGUCGCCCGUGCUCUGAGCAAUGCUUUGGUGCCAACACCAUGUGCGGUGCCGACACUGGUAUCUGCCAAGAGUGCGCUCUGUCGCACGCCGAGAGCCACCGCUGCGCCUCGUGCCAGAACGGCUACUUUGGCAACCCUGCUGGCGGUAUUCCCUGCACCCCUUGCAAGUGCUACCACUCUGCGCCGAGCAAGUUUGACCUGCUGACCGAAACCGAGAUUGGCACCUUCCAGCAGUGUCUCUUUGACAACAGCCUUGGCGGCGUCAGUGGCGGAGCGCAGACGUGCAUUUUCGACCACAGCGUCAACCCUGACGACGCUGCUGCUGAUCCCCAGAGCGCCAUUCUGUGCAGCUGCCCUCGCUCCAUUCCCGGCGGCUUCUUCAACAUUAUUUCGUCGGGUGUCGUGUACGAGGGCCGCACGUGCGACUCGUGCAACCAGGACGCGUACUUUGGCCAGCCCACGCAAUGCCUCACCCCUGGUGUUGGCGGCAGCGGUCUUGGCGACUGCUUGUCGUUCGACACUUGCAACGAGUGCAUUUGCAACGGCAACAUUGACGAGUCGAGCAUGAUGGACAACUGCGACUACUCUGCGGGCAACCCCAGCAACCUGAUCUGCGAGGCCUGCCUCGGUCAUUCGACCGGUCCCAACUGCGAGGUCUGCGAGGUUGGCUACUAUGGCGACCCGACCCGUCUUGACACUCCCGGCACCAUCGGCACGGGCUUUAUUCUCGAUGCCUCUGGCGAGUCGCUCAAGUGCUUCCAGUGCGACUGCAAUGGCCACUCGAUUGCACGUGUCGUCCCUGGCACCGAGGGUGACGUCCACAACGAUACCUGCACCACGGUUGCUCCUGGCUUUGUUGGCAACUACACUUGCGACUGCGACUCUGCCAACGGCUACACUGGCCCGACCUGCCGCGAGUGUCUGCUUGGCUACGAGCAAAUCGCCCUCGGCGGCAACCUCUUCCGCUGCGAUCCGUGUGACAACUGCACCCGCGACGCCGCUGCCAUCAUCUACGGUCUUAUUGCAGAUUACCAACACACCAUGUCUCUGUCGCAGUCGGUGGCCGCAUCGACAGCCGCGAUUGCCGCAGAGAUUACCGCCAUCAAGGACUCGCUUGGCCUCGCUCGUCGCGAUGCUGACGCUGUUGCAGGAAAAGCAGCCACCAUCAUUGCAUUCCUGCCCACCGUUCAGCCUCUGGCCUCAGACGAUAAGGCCCGCUCCCAGCAAUUGAAUGACCUGCUUGAGGCCUUUGACGACCAGACCGCCCAGCAAGCCACCGAGCUGACUGCCCAGCUUGCCGGUCUGCUCGAGGAUGCCAGCCAAGUUGGAAACAUGCUUGAAUCCCCCGUUGUCGACCGUCUUCAUGACGCCACGUCCACACUUGCCAACCUGCUUGCCCGCAACACGGCCAACCGCGAUCAGCUUGUCACUUUGGAGACAUCCCUCGAAAGCACCAUGACGGCCUUUGCCAGCUCUUCCAACUGGCUGUCCACACAUCUCCAGUUUGCAGUCGAUGGUCGCGAAGAGCUGGAUGCCGCAGCUGAAGGCCUCAAGUAUGAUCGCGCGGAAAUGGAAGAUUCGGUGGCAAAGCCCCUCAACAAGCUGACUUUGGUCUGGGAGUCUGUUGCUGCUGCCCUGGAGGCUCAAAGCUCGGCCGACUUGAUGGCUCUUGUUGAGCGCGCGGGCACCGAUGCUCUUCGCCGCCUUGAUGCGCUCGCCGCCCGAGUCUCCAAACUCGGCUCGCUCACCAACCAGGACAAGGUGCUGCUGUCCACUAAUCGCGACACUUUGGCCGAACUGUCGGCUCGUGCCACGCUCUUGGAGGCCGAUCUGGCCAACAAGGAGCUGGAGCAGUCCCAUGCCAUCAUUGUCAUCGCGCUCGGUGGUAUUGACCAGGCUGUCCGCCAGUUUGCUGAGCAAGCCGGGUUGGCGGAAGACCACCUCAUGGCAUCGUUGCGCGACCUCGACCCGGCAAAGGCCCCGCAUGUGACUGAGCUGGUUGAGCGAAUUUCGACCGAUCUCGAGCAGCACCGAACCGAACUCGUCGAUUCGUCAGCUGCCAUGAUUCAAGAGCUUCGCGCCGCAUCGGCUGCCGCGUUUGCCACCGCCCAGACCAACUUGGCAACCGUCCAGAGCCAGAACGCGCGCCUCAUGGUGCUGCAAAGCAUGCUCGAGUUGAUUGACAAGGCUGCGCACAAGGCUCUGAGCCGCGUCUCCGACCUCCUCGCAGGCUCGCGCAUUUCCACCUUCACUGCCGCCGUGCAGGCUGGUACCGAGUCUGCCCUGUCUCCACUCGAGCGUCAAACAUUCAACGAACACGGCAACAAGCUGAUGGCAACCGCCGCAACCACGCUGACCCUGUCGCGCGAGAUUCUCGACAACUUUUACGAGCGCCAUCGCGCCAUGCUUGUCCAAUUCGGUGCCAUGCUCAACGCCAACCCCGUUCAGGUUGAUCGCCGUCAAGUUCAGUUUGACAUGAGCGCUUUCGCAUCUGUGCGCGAGGAACUUGGCCAAACCGCCAAAGUGGUUGCCGUCGAGUCCAGUGAUGCAUUGCACGAGCUUCAAACGGCCAUCACAUCGCGCGCCGGUGCAUUGGCAUCCAUGCUGCAAUCUGUCAACGUCGAGCUGAGCCGCACCUUCUCGUCCAUUCGCGCACAAACGUUCAAGGAGCUCACUGCAAUUUCCGCGACCGUGGACAGCCUCCCAAGUGCCGUUGCCAUGGUCGCGCGUGGCGUGGAAGACGAGCUGGCCGCGUUCGCUGACGAGAGCGAGCGGCAGUUUGCUGUGCUGCCCGACGUCGAAGCCGACGCUGUGGCAUUGUUUGUGGCCGCAUUCCGCGCUGAGGUUGGCGUGAUUCGUGAGCGUCUCACGGAAACCAACCUGCUCGUGUCGGCCAUCGAACAGGCCAUCCAAGUCCAAGCAGACAUUCUGGAUGGCGCGCACCGCACCAGCCAGGCCACUCUGCAGGAUCUUCGAAACAUGGACGCCAAUGUCCGAGAAUUCCUGUCCCUGCCCCCAGAAGCGUCCUUGACCACGUUGAACUCUGCGACUGGCUUGCGGAGCUUCCGCAUGACCGCGUCCAGUGCCUCGGGCCGCGCCGAUCUAUCCGCUCAAUCGUAUAUUGAGUUCCUCCGCCAAACCGUGUCCAAUACUCAAUGUAUCUUGCGGUAA